AUGCGACCCAGACAUUCGUUAUUAAACAUAUCUACUCAAAAAUCAUUAUACACUGUGUUUGAAAGUCAAGAAGAGGAUUUGGUAGAGGAUAGUAGUAGGCAUGGGAAUCCUGUAUCGGGAUUGGGAGUACCUAGGAGGAUUCUAACGUCGACAAAAGGCAGUGCCUUCGCAAUAAGCAUGCUCUACAGUAAUAUUAUGACUAAAAAGGAGCCUAAUAUGUUGGUGGCUGAUAAAGACGGGCGGGUCAUUGACAGUACUAAUGGUUCGAAAGGUUCGGAAAAAGAAAUCGUAAAGGGUAAGAGAGGAUCUAUAAACGUGAUUCUCAAUAACAGGGACAAAUUACCGGUUUCAGCUAAUCCAAUAACGCAUGCUGACCAUAUCCGGACUCAUUCUAUAAGGCCGAGAGGUACUGUGAUUGCCAGCAGAUCUUCGGGAGCUGUGUUGAUGGUAGGUGGUAUUGGGGACAACAAGAUCCCAAGAUUAUGGGGGCCAAAAAGAGAGCGCAGCAGAGAGCUCAAGGCGGACAUGCAUUCUAUUAAGGGAGCGCGGAGGAACUAUGAGGAGGCGGAGAAGGGGGAUGAUGAUGGUGGUGAUGAUGAUGAUGUGUAUAGUUCCAGGUCGAGUAGCCUCACGAGGAGCGAUGAAUCGGAGGUAACGGACAAGGGGGAGUCGGUGCAGUUAUACAUAGACCUUGCGGUGACGACAGAUGCUAAUAGGGAGAAGCGCAAGUUUGAACGUUUUGAUGCAGCAUACGAACCAGAUGACAACGCAGAUAUUACUAUUAGAGACAGCAGUCCUUAUUCAUGCGAUUUUGCCUUGGAUGACGUCAAAGUAAAGCGAGAACAUGACACAGAGACCUCAAUUCCAGCAGUAUUAAAAGUAAGCUCGAAAGAUUCAACAAGCCAGGAAAAUGAUCAAUCUAGCGAUGGUGCUGAUUCCAAUAUUAGUUCGAGGCUCCAACAAAAGAUGAACAUAUUGAAGUCUAAGUUUCAGCCUUUCACCCAAUCAGAAAGAGAAUACUCAACCUCAGUAUCCACCAUCAACGAUCUUGUAAUGGACGUGAGUAAAGUGGGUUCUUCGACGACUAUGUAUGCUAGCAGUGCUGCUACUACUAAUAACGGCGACAGCCCUUCAAAGUGGUAUUCAAGCCCGAAAAAGAGUCGUCACGAGUUCUAUAUUGAGUUUGAGAAAAUUCACCUUCAACAGCACUUGCAUAAUUUGGCUGCAUCCUCAGAUUCUAAAUUUUGGUUUAAUCACGAUUUAUCAGAUAGGCAAUUGCUCGAGCAAAUGAACAAGGAGUUGUAUUCGCUCCAACGGUUCACUCCAAAGGGUCAUAAAGUUAUAGUUAAACAAUUAAAAAGGUUUUUGGCGACUGAAGAGGGUAGUCGUGCAAUCAAAUUUGAAAGCCAGAAACCAGAUUUAGCUAUAGGUCCACAACUUAACGGCAAAGGCUCUGAAGUUGUUCAAAAAACAGAGGAGGCGGAUAAAUCAUUUGAAGAACUGCUAAUUGCUACAAAGAACUAUACGACAAGCGUUUCCGAUUUUGAUAUUUUUGAAGAAGUAAAAGAUAAGCAGCUUAGGGGCUGGAUGAAGGCAGCUCAAUCAACGGUACAAAAUUUAUGGCAAGAGUCCGAGUCACUCGAGUUUGGCAGAUACAAUGAGAAGCCUCCUAGUGGUUCCAGUAUCUCAUCUUAA
Molecule: messenger RNA, 1695 nt
Organism: Eremothecium cymbalariae DBVPG#7215
Lineage: Eukaryota; Fungi; Ascomycota; Saccharomycetes; Saccharomycetales; Saccharomycetaceae
Exons: 1
Coding region: 1-1695 (564 amino acids)
Source: RefSeq, a predicted model, not a curated record